AUGCGUGCACAGAUUAUGUCAUUAACCAUGCAACUCAGCGAGCUUCAGACAAACCCCCCUAAAGUAGUUGAGCGGAAGUCCAACAAGAAAGUCAAGACUGUUGCUGACCCUGGCACUUUUGAGGGAGACCAAGCAAGAUUUGCUGAAUGUGACAGCAGUGCUGUCAAGACUCAAAGACCUGUGGUGGGUCAAUACACCCAAGUUAGACUCCAGGAGUGUUACACUGCAAAUCACUGGCCUACCUGGGACGAUCUCAAAGGGGAGAUUGAAAAAUAUUUCAAACCCCAAGCUGGGCGUGACUGGGCACAUCAACCAAUCCGCUCCUUCAAACAAGGAAACAUGAGGACAGAUGAUUUCUUAACCUGGAUUCUGGCCCUCUCCAUCUAA
Serpula lacrymans var. lacrymans S7.9 is the source of this 387-nucleotide messenger RNA. RefSeq lists its product as uncharacterized. Bases 1 to 387 code for a protein of 128 amino acids. The record is from RefSeq and is a predicted model, not a curated record. The transcript has 2 exons. Lineage: Eukaryota; Fungi; Basidiomycota; Agaricomycetes; Boletales; Serpulaceae.